Molecule: messenger RNA, 3928 nt
Organism: Ostrea edulis (European flat oyster)
Lineage: Eukaryota; Metazoa; Mollusca; Bivalvia; Ostreida; Ostreidae
Exons: 11
Coding region: 397-2535 (712 amino acids)
Molecular function (GO): protein binding
Source: RefSeq, a predicted model, not a curated record
UGACGACAAAGCUCGUUCUCUUUCCAUCAUACGCGUAAUAGCUCUCGCUGGGAAAUAGGGAGAGUUUAUUGUCGCUUCGCUUGAGUGGACGAGAUUUUCCCCGCUUUUACCUCUGUCGGGCCCACUAAUCUGUUGACAGUCGAGCGAGAACGGCGAAACAACUGUGGCACUGUAAGUUACAACGGAGGCUGAUCGAUACAGAGCAGUUACAGACCAUAGGUGUAUCUACAAACAAGCAGAGAAAAACAACGUACCGACAUAAUUGUGCUAACCUGGAGAAUAUCAGCAUGUCUUUCUAUUUGUGAGGAGAGGACACGUUAGCAAUUGAAUACCUGUCGUAUAUCGGAACCGACCAUAUACGUCGACCUAUAUUGGAUUAAUUCUAAGUCCAACAACAUGAAUCUGCGGAAAACAAAAUUGUUCAAGACCAUUAAUAUGGGGAAUCCCCGCCAGGUAAUGACCGCCUUGUGGGAAUACCUAAAAUCGGGGAAAGACGUGAACCUAAGGGAUGAAGAAACAGGGGGAACCCUCCUGCAUCUGUUGGUGGAUCACGGGGAAAAUUUUGCGGAUCCUGAAACCGUGCAGGCCAUUUAUAUGUUGGUCUGUAAGGACAUAGAAAUUGAUGCCCAGGAUAACAGUGGAGAGACCGGCCUCCAUAAAGUGAUGCGAAAGAAGGGGACCUACAGAAUCAUGAUGGCCCUCAUAAGAUGUGGUGCCGAUACUAGAGUAGUCAACAACGACGGGAAAACGGCGGAGGAUGUUCUUCUGACUGAGAAAUCUGAAGGCUGGGAGGAGAUGUACCAUUGGUACAAAAAGUUCAAGCCAGGUCUCUGGGCCGCAUUGUGUGAGGAGAAUCCAGACCGGAAGUUGGUACAGCGUCUGCUCAGACAAUGGUGCCGCUUAACGUGCAUGAAGAAUGGUAAAGUAGUAAACAUCAAGUCCCUCGUCAAGGACGACAUUCACAAGGUCGACCUGCUCCAUAUGAUUGAAGAAUACGAGGAUCCAAACGAGAUGUGCCUAGCUCUGAAUGCUGGUUUUGGUUUUAUCGUAAAAAGCUGGGUUAAACAAGGAAUUGAACUCUUAAAAGGCGUCAACUGUAACGCCAUGGACUACUCAUACCAACACAGGUAUCCGGAAUACCCGGAAGUGCCCCGCCCAAUAUUGGCAGCAGCAUGGGAAUCCAACAAUUACGAUGCCGUGGAUGUCCUCCUGGAUAUGGAGCCGGAUACUCGGGUUCUCUGGACGGACGAUGCUGUAUCCAAGAAUGCACCAAAACCCGUAUUUUUUCAGAUUAUUUGUGGAUUGACGACUCCCCGAGAUGAGAAGAUUGUUCACCGUGUCCUUAAAGGUUCUGACCUAUCAGCAAGGGAUCGCGAGGGUCACACCAUUCUCCACAAAAUCAUCAUUCACGACAGACCAGAAAACGCGGCAGAAAAUACACUCCGGGUCGCCAUGUCUUACGGUGCUGAUGUCGCAGCACGUGACUGUAAUGGCCGCACAGUACGUGACCUGGCAAAAAAACUUAAAAAGGAACAUUAUUGCAAAUGCAUAGAUGAACAUGUGAUCAAACUAGUCAAGGACCGUCGUUUUGAUGAUGUUGAGAAACUUAUAUUACACAACUAUGAUCACAUUCUGGAUAUCAAGGACAGCGGAAAUCGAACAUUAGUGGACAUUGCAAAGAAAUACGCCACCCAACAAAUCCAUGAAGUGGUCAAGCUUACAGCAGCCAUUCAGGCGUACGUGAAGCGAAUAUACCAGGCAGUUAACGAGGGGUCGGUGGAAGACAUCAAGAAACUUCUCAGUUGUAAGAGGUACGCCAGCGUUAGGGACAGAUGUGGACGCACCCUUCUCCACCAAGCCAUCCUCAAACAGCAGAUACCUGUCGUGUCCUACCUCCUAGAAGAGUGUCCCGGUCAUGUGACAUUGGGAGACACGGUGGAUCGUACCCCUCUACAUUAUAGUUAUCUGUUCAUACCACAAGAAAAGACGAUUAUAACAAAGAUGAUUGAAAAGGGGGCAUUAGUGAAGAGAAAAGAUGCUUUUGGACGAAUAGCUGAAGAUCUUGCCUUGGAGAAGUGUGGCUCCCAAGAGUUUGAGCGAAUGAAGAAAGAAAUAGAGGAUUUUGAUCUCAAUAUUUAUCUGAAUGAUAGCGACUUCGAACAGACCUUCAAGACAGCAAUACAGAAUGGGGACUUGGAGGUUGUGAAGAGUUUGGUAUCGGGGCUGCAGGCAUUUGGUGACGUCACCCGCUACAGUACCACUCUGUUUGAAUGUGUAGACAACAAACAGACAGAAAUUGCAAAAUACCUCAUCACAAAUGGCUUCAAGACGGACAUCUAUAAGCAGUAUCAAACAUGCGACCCGGAAGAUCCUAUGUGCGCCAUGAUGGAGUGUGGACAUUCAAUGACGUCACUGAAGGAACGAGCAAUAGAUAAUAAAUGUGACGAAAUCGUGAAAAUGAUCGAACAAGUUUCUCUUGGAAAGAUCAAAGUUCAAAAUGCGCAGAAGAAUGGAUUGUCCAUGUAUGGAGUAUGAAGACAAAGUGUAAAGAGUGUACAAUACGCAAAUAACUCCACUGUACAUAUUCACUUGGGUCUACGUAUCACUACAACACUUAUAGCUCCACCCAACACUUAUCUGUAGUUUUUUUUUCUUUUGGAAAGGAAAAUAGUGAUGGCAGAUACUAAGCACUAAAUACUAUGACGAGCACCUGUCUUAAUCCGAGUUUUCCUUUUUCUGAUUGAUGUUUAUCUUUUGUAUAAACAAGGCUAUUUCUUUACGAUUAUCGUAGACGUUCCCUUAUUAUGCCCCAUCGUAUUUUGUUUUAUAUACUCCAGGGUAUUCCACAACGUGUUCAUGGAAUAGAUUUACAUCUAUUGUCAUCAGCAAAGAGAGACAACCUCUAAAAUGAAUAUUGCGUUUUGGAUGAGAGAAGAAAAAUCUUAUGCAUUCAUCCUGGAAAUAUUGUAUCCGUGUUUGGAAAUUUGUUUGCCUUACACCACGUGGCUAUUUUUUUUAAUCAAAAUAUUUUAUUCUUCACUGAAUAUAACUGCAGAAACUGCGUGCCUUGUUAAUGGAUUUACACGUGCUAUUACAAGAUGUUGUGUUGUUGCCAAGUAAUUGAGUGUCCCUUGAAGUUUUCUUGCGUUGUUUGUUGUUUGUUAUUCGCAAUGAUUGAUCUUAUUUUAGUUUGGUCGCUAUGUUUUGUCAGAUGAUCGUGUAAUGUGACAGACUCGUUGCAGCAUUGUUAGUAUCCCUGUUAGUAUUUGACCAUGUAAUGGUUGAGUUGAUCAACAUACUGCAAAUCACCAAAGUGUAGGAAUGUCGGCUUCGUCAUGCCUCAUCACUAUCACAAAGAUGAAUUUCAUAUUUUUUUUUCUUUUGCUUUAAAAAUAUCCAUCUACUUCGAAAAGUGUAGAACUCUUUAAAAGUGCCAAAUUUGAAUGACACCCAUAUGAAUCAACCCAAAGGAUUUAUUUUCCACAUUCUGCUUGACAGAGAAAAAACACAUCUAUGUCAUUGAUAACAUAAUCUCAUACAAUCGUUUAUAGCUUUAUAUCCUCCACAUAUCAACUUGCCCACGCUUUCUAGGCUGUAGGACGUGUUCAUAAUGAAUAUUGACCUUUUCCAGACAUGGUUAUAUUCUAUGAACUCACACUUGUAUGUUUAUGAUACAUGUAAUUUAAUUUUAUCAUUUGAAUCGCUACAUAGAUCCAAAGACUCUGUUUUAUUUACAUGUUGUUUUAUGAAUAUUGUUUAUCAAAAUAUUGUUAUUAGAAUAAAGUUUACGUGUAUUUUAUCAUUUGAUCACAAACAAUAUUAUUUUUACAACCUUGUGUAUAGAGAAAUUGUGAAAUGAAAAAUACCCGCUUGUCAAAAUGACGUACAGUUAUGUUGUAUUGUUUAGUCAAUAAAUAUUGGAAGACCA